Messenger RNA from Lobosporangium transversale, 1744 nucleotides. RefSeq lists its product as hypothetical. The coding region runs from base 120 to 1685 and encodes 521 amino acids. The record is from RefSeq and is a predicted model, not a curated record. NCBI's taxonomy places the organism in Eukaryota, Fungi, Mortierellomycota, Mortierellomycetes, Mortierellales, Mortierellaceae. The transcript is spliced from 5 exons.
CUUUCCUUGCUUUUUGAUUGUCAUUCCCAUACUACCUUUGUAUAAUUUAUCACCUAUUCUCAAGCACCCAUAUUCUAAAUAAGACGAGGAAACAGCAAGGAUAAGAAAAGGCAAAAGAAAUGGAGUAUCGAACAAUAACACCAGAAAACAGAGAACCCUCACAAGGAAUGAUUAACUCAAUCCUCAGGUUCUUUUGGGCAGUAUUCACUUUUAAUCAUGAAUAUCCUCAUAAACGAAAAGGAGAGGACAUGUCGGUGUGCAUCAUUAAGAAUAUUGUCAUCUUUAUUACUCGCUUUGCAUGUAUUAUGGGCGCGACCUGGUACAUUAUCAAAUUCGUUGAAGUAUGGCAAUUGGGAAAUGCUCGUCCGUUCAAUAUACUUGAAAGUCUGAGCAUCAAGGAUAAUGGAACUCCUACACCCACAUUGAGCCUUUACACCACGGAAAUAGACAAGAUCGAGGUGGCAUCAGUAGAAUAUAUCAAUGCGACUCAAUCCACACCUUCUAAUGGUCAAAACGUGAAACACUACAAAUCUGGCGCGGAAGGUGAAAGAAUCGUCAUUGUUCCCGAGAAGAAAGUUUUGACUGAUGGGUACCAAAGGCGUGAAUAUAUCCAGGUGGUGUUGAAGCAUUCCCCUGUCCCAUCCCAAUAUAACUGGUCCCAAGUAACUCUGUUGCAUCCGAACAUCGACGCAAGAUUCUUUACCAGCCGGGAUAAAUUCAACCAAUUCUAUUUCUUACCCGGUCAUUUUGUCGAGAUUCGGUAUACGCCUCUCAACUACAAUGAGGCCUAUCGGCCUGGACCUGAUGCCAGCUUCGUUCAACGGUUCAAGGCAUUUUUGGGCCAUGGUGGUCAAAACGAGACUUUUUCAUACAGAAGCACAGUCCAGCAUAUGCCAUUUCCCCAUGGCAUGUACGACGAUCUCACUACGGUACUUCUUUUGCGGCCUCAAUCUAAUGUGGAAAUUAUCUCAUAUGCAGCUGAAGGUGUCACCUUUCGUGAUACAAUGGCCAAUAUCGGAGGUCUGAUGGGCUUAGUCUCCUCUCUGAUCGUCUUCUUGUUUGGGGCCUCGUUGGCCUCUCCCUGGGGCUUGAUUGCUGAUAUCCCAUGCUUCCGGCGGCGUAUCACGGGUUCGUUAGCCAAGGCUUAUGAUACGCAUGAUGGCUAUUCAAAAGGACCCUUCACCACUCGGGCCGAAGACAUUGGAAAGUUUCAUGAUACUGAAGUUCAAACGCAAGAUCAAAAGAUCAUGCUGUUAAAGGAGCGAAUCGAUGAGCUGGAGAUGGUCUUGAGUGAUUUCUAUUUGAGCAGCGAUGUCUUCCAGACGUAUGCUAAAGAACGAAAGAAACUGAAGCUGGCCAGGACAGUAUCUGUGGCUCACCAACGAGAGAACCAGACUACAGAUAUUACAGCAACCGGUGGAUCACUCUCAAAGCCAGAGCUGGAGGAUUAUCACCCAUAUCAUCAAAAGGAACACCUUGGAUUCAAUGGCAGCCAAUCCAGCGAACCUUUGGUACAGACUGGACAAAGGAGAGCUGAUCUAAAACCAUCAUCAGAAUUCAUUGUUCCUAUGAGUUCAGAUGGAGCACAAGAGCACUUGUCACUACUAUCGCCAUCUCAACCAUCCUCACAUGCUGCUCCACAGUAUGAGCAUUUAAGCAUGUCGGAUCUGUCAAGAACGCAUUAGUCUAUCCUCAUUUUCAUCAUUUGCAUCAGAUACACAUCUACAAAUAACAAAAGAACACU